AUGAAGAUCACAAAGCACAUCCCGAAUUCUAUCCGUAUCGGCAGUGAACUUGUGACCUUUAGGUACAACGGACAGCCGAGGAUCUGUCACCGCUGUGGCAGUGACGAGCAUUUUGUCGCCGCUUGUACAGCCGUUAAGUGCACCCUCUGUUUUGAGAUUGGUCAUUUAGCCACCGAUUGUGACCAAGACAUCAAAUGUAACAUCUGUGGAGGGGAAGGUCACUCUGCAAGGUCGUGCCAACUAAGCUUUGCAAACAGGCUGAACGUCACCACUAGCUGGACCAAGAUCACCCCUACACAGCCGAACGACAAGAGUGUAAAGAAACCAGUUACACCUGGUGAAAACGAGUAUACCAGUCAGAGUUCAGUACAGGACAACACACCGACAGUCCCUAAGGUGGUGGUGAGUACGGCUGAGCCCCAAAACGGAGUGGUGAGUACGGCUGAGCCCCAAAACGGAGUGGUGAGUACGGCUGAGCCCCAAAACGGAGUGGUGAGUACGCCUGAGCCCGCAAACGGAGUGGUGAGUACGCCUGAGUCCCCAAACGGGGUGGUGAGUACGCCUGAGUCCCAAGACGGGGGUAAAGAGCCGCCAGGCGGUGAGCACGAUGACGACUCAGGGGAUAUCAGCGCCGAAUACGAAACAGACGAAGAGAGUAUCAACAAACGACCUCUCCCUUCAAGCCAGAGCGACUCCGAUGACUCGGACACCUCUGCAAGACGAACCGGAAAGGCAACUGGUAAAAAGAUAAAGAAAGACGCAGAUGCAAGUCCUAGCGAGUCUGAUGACUCGGACACCUCUGCAAGACGAAACGGCAGGGCAGUUGAAAAAAAGUCUAAAAAAGAUGCAGACGAGAAGGGGAAAACUAAAACGCUCCCUUCUCCUGGUAAAGCCUUGGUGUCUUACAAGACCAAAGUUGUCCCUUCAUCUUCCUUACGGAAGAAAGGUAGGAAGGGUCCUAAGUAA
Branchiostoma floridae (Florida lancelet) is the source of this 966-nucleotide messenger RNA. RefSeq lists its product as uncharacterized. Gene Ontology annotation, biological process: activation of innate immune response. The coding region runs from base 1 to 966 and encodes 321 amino acids. Gene Ontology annotation, molecular function: zinc ion binding; RNA binding; double-stranded DNA binding. The record is from RefSeq and is a predicted model, not a curated record. The transcript has 2 exons. NCBI's taxonomy places the organism in Eukaryota, Metazoa, Chordata, Leptocardii, Amphioxiformes, Branchiostomatidae.